Messenger RNA from Rhagoletis pomonella (apple maggot), 913 nucleotides. RefSeq names its product transmembrane protein 147. The record is from RefSeq and is a predicted model, not a curated record. The coding region runs from base 81 to 770 and encodes 229 amino acids. Lineage: Eukaryota; Metazoa; Arthropoda; Insecta; Diptera; Tephritidae. The transcript has 4 exons.
CUCGAACCUGCUGUUGCAAUUUUUUAUUAACAGACUAGUUAAUAAAUUAAUCUAAUUUUUCUGAAUAAACAGAGAGUAAAAUGACGUUGUAUCAUUUUGGAAAUUGUGUAGCACUGGUAUAUGUACCUUAUUACCUUACCUAUAAGUAUUCGGGACUUUCGGAAUAUGGAGCAUUUUGGAAAUGCAUUCAGGCAGGAGGCAUUUACAUUUUCACGCAACUAUGCAAAAUGCUGGUGUUAGCGACAUUCUUUGACUCUGAUACGAUAAAUGGAUCUGGCGAGGGUUUCUGUUUCCUGGCGGAGUUUCUAAAGGGUACUGUUAAUGUCGCAGACCUACUUGGGUUCGCUUUAAUACUCUCACGCAUACCUGGCAAGGGACAUAGUAAAUUAAUUACAACCGGCUUAGGGUGGGCUGCUGCCGAAGUUAUACUUUCACGUGGUAUUAUGCUUUGGGUAGGUGCACGUGGCACCGAAUUCAGCUGGAUUUAUAUACUGAAAUGUCUGGAGUCGAAUGUUCUGCUGGUGCAGCAUAUUACUACAGCAACGCUUAUGUGGCUUUUCUCUAGACAUGAUCUUAACAAAACAUUGAAGCCUUUAGUGACUAUACUAUUGGCUUUGACAAUCUUCAAAGGCGUUUGGCUAGAAGGUCUCCUGAGUGUGCUAACAUUUGGCCCAUGGGCCACUAUUGCCAUAAAGGCACUAAUUGCUUCCAUAAUGGGCUUUAUAUCACUGCAUGUUUAUACAGGAUUAGCACAACAAAUAGGCAUUUAAGUUAUUUCAAGGUAUACAGUUGACAUUCGUUGUACUAACACUACGUAGAAGUAACUUAAAUCUAAAAACUAAAGUUUUUAGCAGAAAAUUUUAAUAUUAGUUAAUAAAAGGUAUUUGCUUACCCAUGGCAAAAGAGAAAAAUU